AUGGGCCUCGGGAAGACGCUCGCCAUGCUGAUGGCGAUAGCAUCAUCCAAGAAGGCGGCUGAAAGACACGGCGAGACAUAUGUGCAGGAUCAACGACAAUUAGUCCCGACCAAAGGAACUCUGGUCGUGGUUACCUCCAGGCAGAUUUUGGAAGUGUGGAAGACUGAAGUAGAGAGCCACUUCCAUCCAUCCUCUCUGUCGCUGGGGAUCUUUCACGAUAAAUACCGAGCCAGUAACCCUCAGGAGCUCAGAACCUAUGACGUGGUGCUCACGACAUAUGGGACUUUGAUGGCUGAUUGGAGUUCCAAAGGCCGAAAAGUACUCCAAGGCGUUGCAUGGUAUCGUGCCAUUCUGGAUGAAGCUCAUUGGAUUCGAAAUUCAAACACCAAGCAGUUCAAAGCCGCAAGAGACUUGGAAGCAACAAGGCGAUGGUGUGUGACUGGAACACCUAUACAGAACUCGCUCGACGACCUGCUCUCACUCCUCAAGUUCCUCCACCUCCAGCCCUUCAGCCAGCAGGCGGUGUUCGAGCGAGAUAUUAUUUCCCCGAUGCGAUCAGGGAACCCUAAUUCAUUCCGGAACUUGAAGUUACUGCUACGUGCUAUCUGCCUACGGCGAAAUUCCAAACUGCUGGAUCUUGAGCCAGUCAAGUUUGAGACAAUUCCCGUCACGCUCAACACCGAAGAGAGAGAAUGCUACAAAGCAAUCCAAGUUCAUUGCCAGCGGGAAUUCGAGAAAAUCACGAGCCAGCAGUCUCAGCUAAAGAGGUACACGGUACUAUUCAGCACCAUCCGGCAGCUACAACGACUAUGCAGCAAUGGCCAGUAUCAGGCUCCAUCAGCCACUGCAGCACAAGGCAACAAAGGAACGACCAAAGGUAAGAAGGGUUCCAGAAUGAGUAUUGACAUUGAGUGUGACUGCUGUGGCGACGAAGACGCGAUAAGCUUGCUUGACGGGCUGAGCGUUUGCCCUGAAUGUUCGAGGCCACUGGCGAACGGGAUGAAACCUAUCGUUGAUAAUUCUUCCACGCCAACGCGUCUCUCCCCGGGAUCUCUUAUCACCGCAACUCCUUCGAGAUCUCCCUCUCCAUUGUCUGGCAAUUCCCUUUCGAGCCCUACUUUCCGAGCUACCUCGUCCAAGUUGAACGCGGUAGCGGAUAAUAUUGAACGGCACAAGGACGGGGGCAAGAGCCUCGUUUUCACAUCAUGGUUGAGCACCCUCGACUCAUUACAGAGAAUCCUGGAGACUAGGGGGAUCCUGUGCUUGCAGAUAGACGGUCGCGUUGGCACAUCCGACCGCGAAGAACGCCUAGAGCGGUUCAAGAAGGACUCUUCUGUUCACGUCCUGCUCAUGUCUAUCCAGACUGGCUCUGUCGGCCUGACGCUGACUGUAGCUAACCGAGUCCACUUUGUCGAGCCUCAGUGGAACCCUGCCGUCGAAGAACAAGCGAUUUGCCGGGCACACAGAAUGGGACAAACUCGGCAAGUGACAGUGAUCAGAUAUAUCGUUGAGAAGAGCGUAGAAGAGACCAUCGCGGCACUACAGAAGAAGAAGAGCCACCUGGCCAAGGUGUCCUUGGAUGCUGCUGAGCAUAAUGGAGAGACGACAGGGCUCGAUGACUUGAAAUUUGUGCUCGACCACGAUCAUGUGGAGUAG
Molecule: messenger RNA, 1656 nt
Organism: Diaporthe citri
Lineage: Eukaryota; Fungi; Ascomycota; Sordariomycetes; Diaporthales; Diaporthaceae
Exons: 8
Coding region: 1-1656 (551 amino acids)
Molecular function (GO): ATP binding; ATP-dependent chromatin remodeler activity
Source: RefSeq, a predicted model, not a curated record